CCGGAAGUGAUUGUUUGAAAACAAGCAGAACUCGGAUACAUCACAAAAUGUCAAGUUAUCUUAAGUUAAUGAUAAACUAGACUGUCAUAUGAUAUGGAAUAGAUCUUUGGACCACCAUGUUUAGGUUAGGGGGGAAACUAAAGUUAAUCUCAAAGAUCCAAGACUUUGUACCAGUUCGUUGGAAAAGCCAGUUUGAAAUUAAGAUGACAAAUGUGUCCUCGCACCUUAUCCUGCGCAAAGUUCCCGAUAGCUUAGCUAAGCAAUCACAGUGUUCACGUCCAUUGGUGCUACUAUUUCCUUGGUUAAAUUCCAAACCCAAAGCAGUGGAUAGAUACUGUGGUUUAUACCAUAAGAAUGGACUCGAUGUGUUAACAAUCAGGAGUGAUGCCAAGCAUUUUCUAUGGCCAUCCAAGGGUGUAGAAAUAGCUCAAGAGCUCCUUGAGUAUUUAUCAAAGGAAAAACCAACAGUACCUUUAAUGGUCCAUGCUUUUUCGGUCGGUGCAUACACUUACACAAUUUGCUUCAUGGAAUUGGUUAACAAUGCCAAGAAAUAUGGAAAUGUUAAAACUAGAAUAUGUGGCCAGAUCUUAGACAGUUUUACUUAUGGUGGACAAAAAGAACAAGGUCUAUCCAAUAUGGGUAACGGGAUAGCAAUAGCUGCUACCAAAAAAUCAUUCCUGCAGUCCAUGAUUCGUGGUGGAAUCGCCUCUUACUUUACAAUCACAAGACCAUUUACUGUCAAGUUCUACGCAGAUGCACUUGAACAGGUUUGGGAGAUGCCAAUCAAGGUUCCAACGUUAGUAAUAUAUUCAAAGGAUGAUCCCAUGUGUUGUCCUGAAGAAACAGAAAAACUUAUUGCUAAUUGGACUGAGAGAAACGAGUUUGAUGUAACAACAAAAUGUUGGGAUAAAUCCGUACAUGCUGGACAUCUUCUUAGUCACCCAAAAGAAUAUGUGGAUACUUUGAGCCAGUUCUCGAAAAAAAUUGGGAUAUAUUCCCUUCAGGCAAAACUUUAG
Owenia fusiformis is the source of this 1016-nucleotide messenger RNA. Lineage: Eukaryota; Metazoa; Annelida; Polychaeta; Sabellida; Oweniidae. The record is from the annotation of a GenBank genome assembly.